AUGAUUGUGGGAACACUCAAGGGUUUUGAUCAAACAAUAAACCUAAUUUUGGACGAGAGCCAUGAGCGAGUAUUCAGCUCUUCACAAGGAGUGGAACAAGUAGUAUUGGGACUAUACAUUGUACGAGGAGACAAUGUAGCGGUCAUUGGAGAAAUAGACGAGGAGACAGACUCUGCACUGGAUUUGGGGAACAUUAGAGCAGAACCCUUGAACUCUGUUGUAAAUUGA
Messenger RNA from Staurois parvus, 228 nucleotides. The record is from the annotation of a GenBank genome assembly. NCBI's taxonomy places the organism in Eukaryota, Metazoa, Chordata, Amphibia, Anura, Ranidae.